AUGACAGAAGGUGCAAACAAAGAUCUCGCCAAAACUGAUGCUAACAACCCGGAUCAUAACUCACCAUACUACCUCCACCCUUCUGAUUAUCCGAGGCAGAUGCAUGUUAACGAUGCAUUAACCGACAACAACUACCUUGAUUGGGUCCAAGAGAUGGAAAAUUUCUUGUUCGCCAAGAACAAGAUAGGCUUCGUCGAUGGAACUAUCAAAAGGCCAAAAGCGGGCGAUGCUAGUUAUAUGGCAUGGAUGCGAUGCGACGCGAUGAUUAAAGGGUGGCUUACCACAGCCAUGGAGAAGGAGAUCCGUGGAAGUGUGAAAUACGCCAAUUCAGCAUCGGAAAUCUGGAAGGAUCUUAAAGAACAAUUCGGUAAAGAAAGUGUACCGCGCGCAUAUGAAUUGAAGCAGGCUAUUUCGAACAUCAAACAAGAAGGGAUGAUGGUUUCAGCCUACUACACGAAACUGCGUGGAUUGUGGGAUGAGAUGCAAUCCUUUUUACCUGCUACGAUUUGUAAGUGCAACGGAUGUACUUGUGGCAUUGGAAGAUCACUCACAGAACUCAGGGAAAAAGAGCAACUCUAUGAGUUUCUUUUGGGUCUAGAUGGAGAAUUUUCCAUCAUUAGAACUCAAAUACUUGCCACCAAACCGAUCCCAUCCCUUGGAACUGCUUACCAUCUCGUUGCCGAGGAUGAGCAGCAAAGAACCAUAGCCGGCGGAAAGAAACCGGUGAGUGAAACGAUGGCCUUCCAAGCCUCCAUGAAACGCGGCGGGACACCGAACCGAGUCGGCCAGAAAGACAACAAAGGCGCAACACACUUUAAUCAUUGUGGCAGAGAUGGACAUACACGAGAUGGAUGUUUCAAGAUAGUUGGUUACCCAGAAUGGUGGAACGUGAAAAAUAAACGAGAAAAGGUAAAACCAAAGGCAGCAUGUGCGGAGAUGGAACCGGACUUGAUUGCGAGCCUAACAAAAGAACAGUACAGGCACUUUCAAAAGCAUUUUGUUGCCAAAAGUAAGCCUGCACAGAGUGAGCCUCCACGUACCGCAAACAUGGCUGGUAAGUUCAGACAUAAUGAUAAAUGGAUAGUUGAUUUCGGAUGUACGGAACACAACUCACAGGUCUGA
Messenger RNA from Helianthus annuus (common sunflower), 1122 nucleotides. RefSeq lists its product as uncharacterized. Bases 1 to 1122 code for a protein of 373 amino acids. The transcript has a single exon. Lineage: Eukaryota; Viridiplantae; Streptophyta; Magnoliopsida; Asterales; Asteraceae. The record is from RefSeq and is a predicted model, not a curated record.